AUGGCUUCCUUUCACCAAUGUCUUGCCUCCAUGACGAGGCUUAGCCUCAGAGCCCCCGCGCGGCCAACCGCGGCCCCGACAAUACCGAUGUUCCUCAUGCCCGCAGCGGCGACUCCCGCCGUGCGCUACGCUACUGUCAACAUGAAAAAGAAGGUUGUGAAGAAGAAGAAGACAUACAAGACUUUCCGGAGCUACGAUCUCACGAGGAUGGAUCAGUACUCUCUCUGCGAAGCCAUGCGAUACAUCCGCGCCGCUGAGGUUGGCCAGCCGCCAAAUUCCGUCAAAUACGAACUCGCAGUCAAGCUCAAAACCAACAAGAGCGGCCCCGUGAUCAAGAACCAGAUCCGCCUCCCCUUCCCCGUUAAAAACGACAGCCGUAUCGGCGUGCUCUGCGCCGACGACAGCCCGCUGGUGGCCGAAGCAUUGGAGCUUGGUGCCGUGGUCGCCGGCGGGGAGACCCUUCUCGAAGACAUCCGAAACAACAAAAUCCCAUUCAACAAAUUUGUCUGCCACGCAGACAUGGCGGACGCGCUCAACAAGGCCAGGGUCGCCAGGAUCCUGGGUCCCAAGGGCCUGAUGCCAAACAUAAAAAACAAAACUAUCACGAAGGAUAUCAAGAGCACCAUGCAGGAUAUGGCUGGUGCCGAGGAGUACAGGGAGCGGAGGGGUGUGGUGCGGAUCGCGAUUGGGCAGCUUGGUUUUACGCCUCAUAUGCUGUCGGAGAAUAUCAAGACGCUCAUGUCGGCGUUGAAGGUGGAUAUCAGCAAUAUCGAGGACAGUUACCUGAAGGCGCUAGACGAGGUGGUGCUGAGCUCGACACAUGGGCCCGGGUUCAGCUUGAACAGCUUACUGCAACCGACUGAUGGGUCUGUGAAACCAGAAGACCUGGUUUCCCCAAUGUAA
Messenger RNA from Dichotomopilus funicola, 903 nucleotides. Its product is annotated as ribosomal protein L1-like protein. Gene Ontology annotation, molecular function: structural constituent of ribosome. Gene Ontology annotation, cellular component: mitochondrial large ribosomal subunit. Bases 1 to 903 code for a protein of 300 amino acids. The transcript is spliced from 2 exons. NCBI's taxonomy places the organism in Eukaryota, Fungi, Ascomycota, Sordariomycetes, Sordariales, Chaetomiaceae. The record is from RefSeq and is a predicted model, not a curated record.